Messenger RNA from Closterium sp. NIES-65, 1161 nucleotides. The record is from the annotation of a GenBank genome assembly. Lineage: Eukaryota; Viridiplantae; Streptophyta; Zygnematophyceae; Desmidiales; Closteriaceae.
AUGGCUUCUACCAACUCCAAUGCUGGUGGUGUUGAAGGCAACAACUCCAAUGCUGAACUGGAAGCUUGUGUGCAGAAAAUUGACCUGAACAACAUGGAUGAGGAAAUGACUGAGAAGGAACCUGUUGUUGACUCCCCUGCAAGGGACCCUCCAGCUGCUGAAAAUUCCAAGGAGCAAGAAGGGGAGUCUCAGGAGGAUGACAUUGAGUUGGAAGGGGAGGAGGACAUUCUGCAUGCUGAAAUUGCUAAGCUGCAGGAUCAUGCUAUUGAGCACGAUACGCGCAUCCAGCAGCAGCAGUCACUCAUCACCAACCUCACGAGGGAGCUCUCUGACCAGGACGACAAAAUCAAGUACCUGGAAGUGGAGCUUAAAAACAUGAAACAUGACGUGCGCGAGCACGUUCAUCAGCUGGCGAGGCAGACCUCAAAGAUCAACGAGCUGCGCGAGGCCUUCACUGCCCUCCGAAGGGAGACCGUGUAUCGCCCUGCACCACGAGCGGACCCGCCUGCCAACUCCGCUAGCGGUCGCACCAACCCUUCUCGCUCUGGUGGUGCAGUGGGUGACCCUGGUCCUUCUACGCAGCGUGCUGUUGAGCCGAGCACGCAGGCUUUUGGCUCUCUGCCAAUCACCCUGCCGCCAUUCAUCCAUGGCAAAACGGACGUGGCUGCGUGGUUGUCGAUGAUGACCGACCUGUUCAAGGCGCACAAGGUCCAAGACGACGCUCGCGUCGUCGCUGCCACCACCGUGCUGGACCAGAAUGCACAGCGAGUGGUGUAUGGCAGCAAGAUCCAGGCUGAGGCGGAUAGGAAGCCGUUUGGGUGGGAGGAAUUCGCAUCUGCACUCAAGCAAGCUUUCCAGGUCCAGCCGACUCAGUUGGAGGUGCGCAGCCGCCUUGAGAAGCUGCAGUGCGGGAACCGCACAGUGCAGCAGUACGCCGUGGAGUUCGAGGAGAUCUGGGUGCUCCAGAAACCGGCGGAACAUAUGAGCGAAGGCGAAAAGAUCCAUCUGAUCUUCAGGGGGCUGCCUGAGCACCUCAAGAACAUGCAUAUGACGGAUGGGGCUGGGGAGGCAUGGAGGUCCUAUGAUCACCGGAAGGCAGCAGAGAACGCCUUAGAAGUGCGGGAACCACAAGAGGCCCUUCCAGCAGGGGCAGCAGGCUGA